AUGAGCAGACGAACCGUGCCACCGGCUGGACUGAACUCCUGCGAGAGGAUCAGGCCGGAACGACCCAGGAAUCCCAUUCAGAGACUCGUAUGGGGUCCAGGUUCUCAAUUUCAAGUCAGUCCAAUCGGUCUACCCGAGGACGAAGGUUCGAACCCUAGAAUGGCUCUGAGAAGAUUGCUGAGACUGUACGAAGGAAGACAGUAUCGAGAGGCAGCCAGUUUUCUCAUGAAGCUACCCCAAUACACUCUGAAGGCGACCCUACCGGAUAUUCCGGUGGACCUGUUGAUCGAAACUCUGCCGCACAGUCUGUCUCUGUUAGAGGCUCUCUAUUCGAGGCUGGUCGAGUUGAACGUGAGCGAUGCAAAGAUUCUGAGAGUGGAACAAGUCCUCUGGAGGGUGGUGCAUCUGAUUUCGACCAGCCAGGACCACUUCCGUUUGAGGAUCUGGAGCAAACUGCUGGUGUCCCUAGCCAGAUUGGCACCGAACGCGAGAAGUACCCUGGUCACGCGAAAAAGAUCUUUGGAAAGAGCCGUCGAGGGUUUGGGUAAACACGGGCUGGUACCUUCUUGCCAAGUGAACAAUCUGGAGAACGGUACCGCGUCGAAUUUGCUUCCUCUUCCGGUCGCGAUGAAAGAGGAGCUCGAGAACAGAAUCGAAGCAUACAAGUUGGCUGUGCACAAAGUCGAGAGCUUUGGGAAACACGCCAGAACUCACAAAGCUGAUCAAGGUGUACAAGCUGCCUCGCACCAGAGGCAACUUUCGCUCAAGUACAGCGAGAUUCAGCAGAGGCUGAUCGAUAAUCAGAGUCUACUGAACACGUUGGAGAAAGCUGGUGACCCGAGCGGCUUAGAAAGCUUGCUAUCCGAGCUGAAACGAAGGGUCGAACAGGACAAGGAGGCGCUCAGACAAUGGACGGCCUUGAGGAAAUCCACGCUAGCUGGAAACACGAAAAAUCCACCGUUGGCUGCCAGCCUCUUACAAUUCUCCAGGGGUUGCGAGCUGGCUCUGCAAUUGAUGGAUCAAGAUAAUCUACAGGUAUUCCAUCUGGCCGAGAAUCUGGCGGACGAUUACGAAGAGGAAUCCAGCAGCAGUGCCGGCUAUCAUACGGAUGAGAGUUGCAGUCCAACGCCGGAACCGGUGGUUAGGAAGGGCAGCUGCGAGAUUCUCAGGUUGGAGGAGAAUUUUUCGAAUGCAUCUUGCUGCGAGGAGGCGAGCACGAAACGACUGGUCGAAAGAUACGCUGCGCUGUACGGGCAAGCGCAUUUGCAUACCUUGGAUGCCUUGGACGCUUUGGAGCCAUUGAAAGACGCCCCCGACUUGAAAGCCAAGAUUCUCUAUUCAGUGGUCGUGCUCUCGUGGCGAUUGGCUGGCACGAUCCAGACGUCUAGAUACCUGGAGGUGGUAAAAAUUUUAAACGGUAGCAGCACCGCAAACGCGCGGACGACACCGGAGCUUGAGGAAUGCGUGAAGAGGCAGCUAGCGACUUCCGGCGCGGAAACCGGUUGCCGGGAGGUCGCGGAACAGGUGGUAAACCAGCUGGAAAGGACGUUGUACGACUUUCCGUGUCUACGGGGAUGCUCGGAGGUGAAGAAGUACGCGAUCGCUUGCUCCAGUUUGGCGUGGGCUUGUUUGGCACGCGCCACGCCGUUGGUCCUCGAUGUGGCCCACAGCGUGGAAUUCAGACGGGAAGUGCACGUGAGACAUCACGCCUCGCCGGAUCCCAACGGUACCAGGAUCAAGGCGGUCUUAUGGCCUGGUCUCAGAGAAGACUGCCAGGGACCUUGCCUUCACAAGGCUGUCGUUUUGACUAUUUGACGUUUUCAGGGCUCGAUCAAUUAUUCAGAGACGAUAUCCUCUGGCAAAGUGUCGCAAACUCUACUCCUGAUCGCGACACUUUGUCAAACAGGUAAAUUUUCUAAAGGAAUCGACAGGUGCUUUUUCAUCUAAUUUAGCUCUCCAUCGAGUUCAUUAUUGAAUCGAGUAAAGUAUUCUGAUUUAGAUUUUAGUUAUCUAAAAUAUCUCGUCCUAUAAUUUUUAAGUUGAAUUAAGUGUUUAUCGUAAGAUUCGCCUCGAUUAUCCUUGUAUCGAAUAACCGAUCGUAAAUACACGCUAUUUAAGGUAAUAAAACCCUCUGAAAUUUCAUCGGCUCGUUAAAUGUGCCAGGUGUAACGCACGAUAAAAUUCGCGAAAAAUAGAGCGAUCUUUCCCAAGUUAGACGUAAAUCGAUGAAACGUGCGAGAUUUCGAGUAACGUAAGAAUUAUCUACGAACUGGAACGGUGUAGAGGCAAAGUUGAGGUAUAGGAACAAAGUAAGAGAAACCGUAGAGAUUGUAUUAUAUAUGCAGUCUACGCCAUUGGCUGCUCCAAUUUCCACGCGUGCCUCGUCGCAGUCUUGAAUUUCCCAAGGGAAACCGGAAUUACAUUUACACUCGGCCUUAUGUAACAGAAACGCGUCGUCUUUACUGUUCCGAGAUACGGCUUUAACUUCAACGGAGCAAUGAGAUUUUUUAAUACCGUGUAGGGAAGCUAAGCUCGUCCCGGAAGGAAUCCAAGCUGUCUUCAGAUUCGCGAUGUAAAUCGAGAUAAACAAAAUACCCUCUCAUGAAAGUCGCUUAAUUCCGUAGAUCCGAUGCCAAGGCGGUCUGAAAGCGAACUCGAUAAUUAGCUCUAAUGCAACCCCAUAUUUUUUCCCUCGAAAUUUUAUGUUAGAACCGGAAGUAACGAAAGCUCUUUGGAAACUUUUCGUUCAGCCAGAUAUUUCCCUCCGUAAAGGAAGUCGUAACAACAGCAACGAAACUCGUGCAACUUUAUGUCCGACGUGUGUAGCCAUAGAUGGCCCGGAAGUAUCGGUGUUCCAGGACGAUAGCGACCAAAACGAUGAAACUCCUCCUCAGAGUCGACCUGUCCAAAUUCAUGACACGUACCUCCAAGUACUUUCCUCUUUUCUAAUACUAGAACCCGAGAAAUACUGUCACCCUCGUUACUGUACGAUGAGGACCGUCGUUUCUCUUUUCGCAAGAGUAAUGAAACCUUCUUUUAGGAAAAGAAAUUUUCAGUUUCUUUGAAUUUCAAAGGAUUUAUUAUAAAUCUUUUUCUAUAUACAUAAUUCAUACAUCGUUUCAACUGUCUCGCUCUCUCUCCGCUUGACACAGCAAGUACAAAAGUACACGAGAGGGUAACGUUUAACUUGGAUGAUGAAUCCUAGUCGAGCAGAAACGCCCUGGGAGAGAUUAAAACGCAGCUUGGUAAAAAUAAACAGUGAAUCGAGUAGAACAACGCGAGGGUGAAAUCACUCGACAGAUUCAUGUCUCUUCGACUCUGUCGAGCUUUCUCUUGUAUGUACAUCUAGCUUAAUAAAUACACUUUGAUUUUUCUCCCUUACGAUAGACGUCGAGUGCGACUAACUUGGCAAUCGUACGGGAUUUCUUUCGAAAUCGCGUCGAACCGUCUACCGUCAACCUGUGUAUCCACUCUAAAUUCUUAAUUUUAAUUUGAGUUUCAAAAGUAAAAGAAAAACGUUUGGUAUAAUGAGCUCUGAACAUUGAAUUUUAUCGGUAGACCGCGUUUAGUCGUUCAAUGUUACAAACUGUUAGAUAUACAAGGUGUCCCGUAUCACUUUAAAACUACUUCAAAAAUCGAAGUCUUUUACCUCUGUUUACCUUCGCGACAAACCUGUUUUUCUAGAGUGAACGUUCAAUUAACUUAAACCUAUUAAGAAACAUAUUUCAUUGAGAUACAAGGUAGUCGUGUCGAACACCUGCGAAGGUGAGCAGAUACAUUACAUACUUUGCGAAGGUAAGUAGAUACAGAGAUCGCGAGGAAACAGACUUACUUAAAAAAAAUGAAAAACAAGGACAAACUAUGAUACGUGUUUCUAUGAACGCUUCACGAAGCACUACCAAGUAGUUCGUGUUACGGGACACCGUAGAUAAUACAAGCUACUUCGUAACGAUUUACCCUACAUAAAUACUGUUACGAACAGUGUGAAUACCUCUUUCCAGGUCAUCGCCGCUAAGAAACGUAU
Messenger RNA from Osmia bicornis bicornis, 4024 nucleotides. RefSeq lists its product as uncharacterized. NCBI's taxonomy places the organism in Eukaryota, Metazoa, Arthropoda, Insecta, Hymenoptera, Megachilidae. The coding region runs from base 1 to 1815 and encodes 604 amino acids. The record is from RefSeq and is a predicted model, not a curated record. Gene Ontology annotation, cellular component: mitochondrial outer membrane. Gene Ontology annotation, biological process: mitophagy by internal vacuole formation; mitochondrial protein catabolic process. The transcript is spliced from 5 exons.